This is a messenger RNA of Coccomyxa subellipsoidea C-169, 1188 nucleotides long. RefSeq lists its product as hypothetical. The record is from RefSeq and is a predicted model, not a curated record. Bases 1 to 1188 code for a protein of 395 amino acids. The transcript is spliced from 7 exons. Lineage: Eukaryota; Viridiplantae; Chlorophyta; Trebouxiophyceae; Coccomyxaceae.
AUGCACCAGCAGAGCUACACUAUUGGGGCCGAGAACAGAGACAUUCUUGCACAGCUAGAGGCUGUCGAGCACGAAAAUUACGAGAUCACAGAGUAUCUCCGGCAAGAGCUAGAAGGCAGAGAUGAACAGAUUGCAGAGCUUCGCGCCAGGGUAGAGCAGCGCUUUGCUCUGAAAGAAGAGCAGCUGAGGCAAGCAAACGCCGCAUCGACAGCAGGGCUGCAUGAGGAAGUCGCAGGCUUGAGGGGCCAACUAGCAGUCUUGACGGAUGCGAUGGCAAAGCGCAUUGCUGCAGACGACGAGCUGGUGAAGCUGCGGACGCAGGCUGCGGAGGCGGACAUGCGCGCUCUGGAAGCGGCAAAGCGGGCUCGCGCAGAGGCGGAGCAGCGGGCCGAGGAGGCGCGCGGAUGGGAUACCGACGGCGCCGGGCUUGACGCGCGCGGCCGGCGGCUACUGCAGGAGAAUCACAGCAUGGUUGCAGAGCUGCAGCUGCACAUCUCGGAAGCGGAGGCCCUGCAGAAGGAUGUGAACCUGCUGCAAGCGGAGACGGGGCAGCUGAGGAGGGAUCUGGAGCUGAAAUGCGAGAUGGAAGUCCAGUACGCCCAGCGCGGCGUCCUACAGGCGAAGCGGCUUGGGGACGAGAGGGCGAGGGCGGCUUCGCUUGAGGCAAGCCUGGCGCGUGUGCUGCAGGAUUUUCAGCGCGAGCGCGACAUGCAGCAGGCGGCGCAUGCGGGCGAGCGCUCGGCGGCGCAGGCCGACAUCGUGGCCCUGCGGCGGCUGUCCAAGGCGCGCGGCCGAGCCCUGCACAAAGUGCGCUCGCUCGCGCAGGACGUGCUCCGCGGCCGCAGCGAUAUCGAAGUCUUCCUCGUCACCUCCCUGCGCAUGGUGAGGGAGCAGUUGAAGUGCGGCAGGCAGCCUCUCGGGUUGACAAAUGGAGGAGACGCAGGCUUGGAUUCUCAGCUCGGUGAAAACUUCCUGACAGGGAAACAACCUGACAUCAAGGACUGGUCAUGGGAGGACCGGGAGAAGGUGCUGCGGAUGUUGUUUGCCAAGAUCAAUGAGCGGCAGGCAAAGGAGAAAAAGCAGGCCGAGCUGCCACCACCGUCCUUUGACAGCGAUGAUGACGAAGUGGAUAAUGCUGCACCUCUCAGAGGGGUCGCCAAUCAUGCAGGGCCAGCCAGUCUUGUGUGA